Molecule: messenger RNA, 1668 nt
Organism: Arachis ipaensis
Lineage: Eukaryota; Viridiplantae; Streptophyta; Magnoliopsida; Fabales; Fabaceae
Product: putative acetyltransferase At3g50280
Source: RefSeq, a predicted model, not a curated record
GACAACACAUGCGUCCCUGGCCGCUUCCACUUCAACCCCUCUUAAAAUUGAUUGAUUAAACGAUGAAUAGCACAUCCCCUGUUUCGGAAUGCUUCGUGAAGCCACACCACAGCACGCAAGACUCAACACAACUGUGCCACCUAACACCAUGGGAUCUUGCCAUGCUCUCCGUCCAUUACAUCCAAAAGGGACUUCUCUUCAAGAAGCCACAAAACCAACCUCAAAAUUUCACCCAAAAUCUAUUGCACGAUCUCAAACACUCACUCUCUCUUACCCUUAUCCAUUUCUAUCCCUUGGCUGGUCGCCUUGUUACUCACCAAACCCAAGACCCUCCCUCUUAUUCUGUCUCCGUUGACUGCGUCAACUCUCCCGGAGCAAAAUUCAUCCACGCAACGGUGGAUCUCACCGUAUCUGAUAUCCUCUCCCCCGUUGACGUCCCUCCGAUUGUUCAGUCGUUCUUUGAUCAUGACAGAGCCGUCAGUCAUGACGGCCACCACGUGUCCCUCUUAACCAUCAAAGUCACUGAACUAAUCGACGGCGUUUUUAUUGGCUGCUCCAUGAACCAUUCCCUCGCUGAUGGCACUUCUUACUGGAACUUCUUCAACGCUUGGUCUAAGAUCUUUCAAUCUCAUUCUCAAUCUAAAUUCAAAGGGGAACAAGACGUUGAUGUUGCCAACAUUUCCCACAAGCCCAUUCACAAGCGCUGGUUUCCACAGGGUUGUGGCCCAAUAAUCAAUCUCCCAUUCAAACACCAUGACGAGUUUGUCUGUAGAUUCGAAGCACCAAAACUCAGAGAGAGGAUCUUCCACUUCAGUGCAGAAUCCAUUGCCAAGCUGAAAGCAAAGGCAAACCAGGAAUCCAACACCACCAAGAUCUCUUCAUUCCAAUCAUUGUCAGCACUUGUUUGGAGAUGCAUCACUCGUGCUCGCAGAUUACCGCAUGAUAGAAAGACGAGUUGCAAGCUGGCAAUGAACAAUCGAAGCAGAAUGGAACCUCCUCUGCCUCCGGAAUACUUUGGGAACGUACUUCAUGCGGUGAGUGCAGCAAUGACAGCAGGGGAAUUGCUUGAACAUGAUCUGGGUUGGGCAGCGUGGAAGAUCCACCUGGCUGUUGUGAACCAUAAUAAUGGAGUGACGCUUGAGUUUCUCAAAGAGUGGUUAAAGUCUCCAGUGAUCUAUCAACAUGCUCGGUUCUUUGAACCGGCUAGUGUGAUGAUGGGUAGUUCACCGAGAUUCAACAUGUAUGGGAAUGAAUUUGGAAUGGGGAAAGCGGUGGCGGUUCUGAGUGGAUAUGCUAAUAAAUUUGAUGGGAAAGUAACGUCAUACCCUGGCCGCGAAGGAGGUGGAAGCGUUGACUUGGAAAUGUGUCUUUUUCCAGAUUCAAUGUGUGCGUUGGAAUCUGACCAAGAGUUCAUGAAUGCGGUUUCUGUGUCUAAUUAAUGUGCCCUUCAUGCAUUUCCACCUUGUUGCUUGAAGAAUAAUUGCUAGCUGCUUCAGUUUAUGUUUUCUUUUCUCUUUUCUUUUUAAUGUUGUUUGUGAAGUAGAUUAAGCCUUAUAUGUGAUGCUGCCGAUAAUCAAACUUGUUUGUUCCACCAAAGAUUUCGUCAUUUGAUGUUUGUGUGCUGCUCAACCUGUGUUUGUACGGUAUUGAAUCGUUUUUCAGUGCUUU